Messenger RNA from Zymoseptoria tritici IPO323, 1561 nucleotides. RefSeq lists its product as uncharacterized. Bases 173 to 1561 code for a protein of 462 amino acids. The transcript is spliced from 4 exons. The record is from RefSeq and is a predicted model, not a curated record. Lineage: Eukaryota; Fungi; Ascomycota; Dothideomycetes; Mycosphaerellales; Mycosphaerellaceae.
GGUCGUCCUACGGUGACUCUGCAUCUCUUCUUCCUUUUCUUCCUUGUGCAACGUCGCCGAGAUAUCCUGACUUUAGUCCGCUUUUCCUGCUUCACGGCACUGAGACACGCCGACGCGGACGACACGAGAUUGGAAGACCAGAAAGAGUGGUAGAACGCAUCAAUCAACCGACAUGGCUACGCAGGUGACAACGGAGGCACAUACCAUGACGGUCACGGAACGGCCAAAGGACACGGAUAAGAAGACAACGUUUGACGAUCUGUCGGAGGAAAUCAAAGCAUUGAUCGUUGAGCGGGUCACUCGACCGAGCGACCUCAAACGAGUCUGCCUAGUGAGCAAAGAAUGCCAAAAGAUCGCUGUCCGCUUCCUCUACCGUAGCGUUGCCCUCGAUCUCGGCAGUCCGAACGACAGUCGCCUGUCCGCCUUUCUCAACCCUCGCAACAUUGGUCUGAAACACAUCAAACAGCUCCGACUAUACCUGGCCGGGGUACACGAUAGAUGCAAUCAGGAACAGCAAGCUCACUUCGCUACACGCAUGAUCCUCGAGUUCCUGCCGGAAGAUGUACUGGAGGAGUUUAGGAAGCAGCGCAAGAUGAAAUGGCUUGAAGUCAUUGACUUCGACCGUAACGCUCUACCCGAGUUGAAGAAGGACAAGCGGAUUCAAGGUUCACUGUUCCAGAAUGCGAAAAAGCUUGCGCUGUAUCCGGAAAAUCGCAACACCCUCAAUCUCAGCGGCUACUUUGUGGAAAAGACGGCGGACCACUUGCAAGAGCUGAUUGUGCACUGCAACUUCAUCGGUAAUGACUCCAGCGAGGUCAUUGAGUCGCGAGAAUUGAACGACACAGCAACUGGUCCAGGAUUGGUCACGAGGACCAUCUUUGGCUCAAUGCUGCCCUUCGACCAAUGCACGCCUUUCAAGAAUCUGAGGUCUCUUCGUUUACAUAAGCUGAGUCUACGACACUGUGCCGACACCUGGUGCAAAAUCAUCAACUUCCAGGAAUUACAAUACCUCCGAAUAUACCACUGCACCGGUGCUGACACCCUCCUUGAUCAGCUCUGCAAGGCCCGCAAUCUUCCAAAACAUCUCAAAGCGUUUGAGCUUCAACAUCGCGACAACUCGGAAAACGAAGCUCUCGUCGCUCUCGAUGGCUUCCUCUGUCUCGUCUCAGGAAUACGAGAUCUGGUAAUCGACAUCGAAAACGUCAAAGCACUCCCAGCCGCUGCAGGCAUUGUACGGCACUCCAAAACCCUCGAGCUCCUGAACGUUCACUGUGCUCAUGGUGAGACACAUAUUUCUCCAUCAAUGACGUCCUCGUAUUGCGACGGUGACGAGCUGGUGUGGGACAUCGAAGACUUCGAGAAGAUCUGCACGACUUGUACGGAUCUCGAGCAGCUGAGCUGCGCGUGGCCGGCCACGAGCUUGAUUCGUAGCCACGGCGAGGAAUGGAAGAGCUUUGAGAGGAGUGCUUCUCUUGCCAAGAUCGGUGUACGAGACUCUGCUGCAAGCUCUUGCCUUGCGAAUGUUCGAGAUGGCAGCAGGAACGCGCCCACGCUCUUCUGA